Polyodon spathula (Mississippi paddlefish) is the source of this 836-nucleotide messenger RNA. Its product is annotated as deoxyribonuclease-1-like. Gene Ontology annotation, cellular component: nucleus. Lineage: Eukaryota; Metazoa; Chordata; Actinopteri; Acipenseriformes; Polyodontidae. The coding region runs from base 12 to 836 and encodes 274 amino acids. Gene Ontology annotation, biological process: DNA catabolic process. The record is from RefSeq and is a predicted model, not a curated record. Gene Ontology annotation, molecular function: DNA nuclease activity. The transcript is spliced from 8 exons.
UGUGUGUGACGAUGCUGCUGGUGGCCUGUGUGGAGAGGGCAAGCUGCUCACUGCUGAUAGGCGCCUUCAACAUCAAGUCCUUUGGGGACAAGAAAGCAUCCAACGUCACUUUAAUGGACAUCAUUGUGAAGAUUGUGCAGAGGUAUGACAUCGUGCUCAUUCAGGAAGUGCGUGACAUUGACCUGUCUGCCACGAACACCCUCAUGAGGAAACUCAACAGUGGAUCCCAGCACGUUUACCGUCACAUAGUGAGUGAUCCACUGGGACGGAGCACUUACACCGAGCGCUACCUCUUCAUCUACAGAGAUGAAAGGGUGGCGGUGAUUGACAGCUAUCACUAUGACGACGGGUGUGAGCCCUGCGGCAACGACACCUUCAACAGAGAGCCUUUCGUGGUGAAGUUCUCCUCUCCUCACUCAGCUGUCAGAGAGUUCGCUGUCGUUCCCCAGCACACUUCUCCCAGCUGUGCCAUGCAGGAAAUCGACGCUCUCUACGACGUCUGCACGGAUUUGGUGUCACGGUGGCAGACAGACGACAUUUUGCUGAUGGGAGACUUUAAUGCUGGCUGCUCCUACAUAACGCCCUCCAAAUGGCCCCGGAUCAGGCUGCGCACGGACCCCCGGUUUGAGUGGCUCAUCCCUGACAGUGCAGACACCACCGUCACCAACACACAGUGCCCGUACGACAGGAUCGUUGCCAGUGGAUCAGCCAUGAAGAACACAGUCUCUCCUGGGUCCUCCGUGGUCUACGACUUCCAGACCGUACUGAAAUUAACUCAAGAUCAAGCUCUUGCUGUCAGCGACCACUUCCCAGUCGAAGUCAUCCUUCUGUCAUGA